CCACUGAAAUGUCUUCGGCGUGCCAAAAAUCGGUCACGUAACAGUUUAUGGCGUUGGCAAUGGCAGACGACAUUCACAAACAAAAUGAAUGGCGUUAAUUUUCUGUAUCUGGUAGCCGUCUUCCUGUUACCGCCUGCUUCAUCAGUUCAGAGAUGUGAUAGGGGUCGGUCCCGACUUGUACGAAAAGUUGUGCAUGAGAAGUUACUGCCAGCAUUUAGCAACCUGAACACAGAGCCAUCCCCAGAAUGCCCGUUCUCCACAACACGAGAUAAAUUUCGAGUGCAAGAGUCUCACAAAUCUAUCAAGGAUGGUGUCCGAUGGGUUUGCCAUUUCUGUGGAAAGGCAUUCAUUUCAGAAUAUUUCCUUGACAAGCAUUUUGACAAUCGACAUCCUGAUAGAGUAGAGAAUAAGGAUUCUGUGUGCCUGGAAGAUGUGUGUGAAGUAUUCCGCUGUGAUGUGAUAAGUGGUGCAAUGACACCUGACUACUGGGAUAUUGCUUUGUGUAUUGAAGAUGAUAUGAAUCGAAUCUACCGAAAAUGCACGGAGGUGGUGAAGAUGUGCGUGCCAUCUGGCUUAUCUAAAAACAAAACAGAGUGGUUGACAAAUAUCACAACACAAGAGUUGUGCUCAUACCUGACUUGUUCAAAGUACUGGGAGAUUCCAUUUGAUUCAGAAAAUUCUAGAGGAAUGACAGGCCUAUACAUUGUGAUGACAAUUAUGACCAUUCUCAGCAUGAUUGUCUAUUACUUCAUCUUCUACAGUUAUUUUUACACAGACACUUUCUCCGACUCUGUAACAUAUGACCCAACACCCAGAAGUAGACAUCCUAUAACGCCAUACUCACCGGAUGUAAGACAUAGGGUGGGAGGAGUAGACAGUGCUAAUGAAUGAAUGUAUGCAAGCAUUUUAAAAAUGUUGAAGGAUGACUGUGGUGGUCAAUGGCUAACAUGUUUGAGAAUGAUUGGUGAUGUGUGUCUGCAAAAUAUUUUGUUCAUUUCUGCAUAAAGAGUUUCAGUGAAUUUUUUUAAUGUUUCUGAUUGAUCAUACACAGUUCUUCUGGAGAAUCAGACUCUGAUUUCCUUUUUUCUGCUGAGAUACUAUGCUCAUUGUCUAGAUGUCUUAUGUUCUCAUAUUUUACUAUAUUGAAAAUGUACAUUGCGUUUUUUAAUGUUUAUCAUUAUAUCUGUAUAUGUGGAGUGUAGAACUCCAUUUUGAGGUGUAUUAAACUAAAAAUUCUAUACAUCUGAGUUGGCAUCUUAAGUGGACAAUGUACUCUCCUGAAAGUUAAUAGGGCUUUAUAUUCGUGGACACAAUCCUUACCCAUGCAUAAUUUUUGUGCCCUAUUUGUCUAAACAAAAUUGAGAUGGGGAAUCAUUUACUCAGCCAGGACCAGGUGAAUCAGCUACAUGUAGAUACAACUAAAACCCUUUAUAUCAGGAUAGGACAACAGGUAUUGUUUUUACAGUUGGUAAUUUAGUGUAACUUUUGGAAAAUAUAUGCAAGAAGUCAG
This is a messenger RNA of Pomacea canaliculata, 1510 nucleotides long. RefSeq lists its product as uncharacterized. The transcript has 8 exons. NCBI's taxonomy places the organism in Eukaryota, Metazoa, Mollusca, Gastropoda, Architaenioglossa, Ampullariidae. The coding region runs from base 85 to 891 and encodes 268 amino acids. The record is from RefSeq and is a predicted model, not a curated record.